AUGCCUCCUGAAGGAAGCACAGGAUCACAUUGGAAUCUCUGGAAGACCUUACAUGCUUCUGCAGGCUACGAUCCUCGUCCUCGGUCUAGCCUUUUCCUGCACCCCCCUUCCCACCCUCCACCCCUAUCCCCUGCCCCCAUUCCCCCUCCCCAUUCUCUGCCCCCAUGCGCCGCCCCCAUUCUCCACUCCGCUCCCAUCUCCCUCCCAUCCCCCAUCCCCACCGUGGGUGGAAAAGUGGGUCCUCUGGAAGGGUGUGUGAUGGUGGUGGACCUUGGGAGUGCUCAACAAGGCGCCAUGGGCUGCUUCUCCAGCAAGGCGAUCAGCGAUCCAUACGAUGUCACUGCGGCUGCAAAAGCCACUGCGCCGAAACCCUCGGCCGGCGGCGCGCGGAACUCGGAGGUGUCUGUUCCGCGGAUGACGAUCGCGGACUUCAAGGCGAUGACCAACAACUUCAACCCUUCGAGCAUGCUGGGCGAGGGCUCCUUCGGUCGCGUGUACCGCGGCGACCUUAACGGGCGCGCCGUGGCGAUUAAGAAGCUCGACGCGGGGUCGCAGCCAGAGGACGAGUUCCUAGACGGGGUGGCAGUGGCGAGCAAUCUGCGGCACUCAGGCAUGGUGGAGCUCAUGGCCUUCUGCUGUGACGGCCCGCAGCGAGUGCUCGUGUACGAGCUCGCGGAACAUGGCAGCCUGCACGACAUCCUGCACGGCCGGAAGCUAGCAAUCAAGACGGACGAAGCGCCCAUCACGCUCUCCUGGCAGCAGCGCAUGAAGAUUGCUCUGGGAGCGGCGACAGGACUGGCCUAUCUGCACGAGGAGGCAAACAUGGUGCACAAGGGUGUGAAGUCUAGCAACGUGCUGGUGUUUGAUGACUUCACCUCCAAGAUCGCGGAUUUCAAUGUGGCGAACGAGGCCCCGGACCAGGCGUCCCGUCUGCACUCCGCCCGCGUGCUGGGCACGUUUGGGUACAACGCACCUGAGUAUGCGACGGUGGGGCAGCUGACGCAGAAGAGCGAUGUGUACAGCUUUGGCGUGGUGCUGCUGGAGCUGCUCACAGGGCGCAAGCCCGUGGACCAGAACAUGCCACGCGGCCAGCAGUCGCUCGUUCAAUGGGCCACACACGGGAGGCUAGCAGAGGACAGAGUGAAGCAUUGUGUGGACCCCAAGCUCAAAAGCGCAUUCCCUGCUAAGGCCGUGGUCAAGUUCGCAGCUCUGGCAGCGCUGUGUGUGCAGUACGAGGCGGAGUUCCGGCCGUCCAUGGGCACAGUUGUCAAGUCGCUCCUGCCGCUCACUCAAGAAGGCGCGGAUGGCGACGACUGA
Molecule: messenger RNA, 1317 nt
Organism: Closterium sp. NIES-65
Lineage: Eukaryota; Viridiplantae; Streptophyta; Zygnematophyceae; Desmidiales; Closteriaceae
Source: the annotation of a GenBank genome assembly